Messenger RNA from Cyphellophora attinorum, 774 nucleotides. RefSeq names its product putative oxido. Gene Ontology annotation, molecular function: oxidoreductase activity, acting on NAD(P)H, oxygen as acceptor. The transcript has 3 exons. Lineage: Eukaryota; Fungi; Ascomycota; Eurotiomycetes; Chaetothyriales; Cyphellophoraceae. Bases 1 to 774 code for a protein of 257 amino acids. The record is from RefSeq and is a predicted model, not a curated record. Gene Ontology annotation, cellular component: intracellular anatomical structure.
AUGGCAACGAUCGUGGUAACAGGCGCUUCGAAAGGUCUUGGUCUCGCCAUCACGAAAUAUCUACUCAACGACAACGAGAAGAAUCAAUUGAUAGUCUGCUGCAACACGGAUGACAAGCCUUUGAAAGCACUGGCCAGCGAGGACAACAAUAAUGGCCGAGUAUUGAUCAUCAAGGGCGACACUGCCGAUGGCAACUUUGCCAAGACUGUAUUCUCACAGUCGUUAGUCCACUUCGAGAUCGAUCGCAUCGAUGCGCUGGUGCUGAAUCAUGGUGUCAUUGGUGAUGGUCAACGGCUGGCAGACAGUUCACAGGAGGAAUGGGAGAAGUGUUUCAGGAUCAACUUUUCUAGCUAUGUGGGCAUUAUCCAACAGACCAUACAUUUUCUACGAGAGAGCCACGGCCGAAUCAUCAUGACAUCUUCCGGAGCGUCAGUCUCGGGAACGCCAGCUUGGGGUCCGUACAGCGCGUCGAAAGCGGCAGUCAACAACCUGGCCAUGACCCUUGCGAACGAAGAGAAGAUGGUCACCACAGUCUCUCUUCGACCGGGCAUGGUUGACACUGCGAUGCAAGGGCUGAUCAGGGGAGAGGUCUCGGCGAAUAUGGACAAGGAGGACGCGCAGAAAUUCAUGGACGUGCAUAAAAAUGGAAAGCUGCUUCCGCCAGAGAAGCCUGGCAACGUCAUGGCGAGACUCGCUCUUUCCGCAGACAAGGAGUUGUCAGGCAAGUUCUUGACCUGGAGUGACGCGGAACUCGUCAAGUAUCAGGACAAGUGA